This is a messenger RNA of Humulus lupulus (European hop), 839 nucleotides long. Its product is annotated as heavy metal-associated isoprenylated plant protein 2-like. The transcript has 2 exons. NCBI's taxonomy places the organism in Eukaryota, Viridiplantae, Streptophyta, Magnoliopsida, Rosales, Cannabaceae. Gene Ontology annotation, molecular function: metal ion binding. The coding region runs from base 206 to 550 and encodes 114 amino acids. The record is from RefSeq and is a predicted model, not a curated record.
AAAGAAAGAGCUUUCUCUGACUUGCAUUUACUUCCAGCUACCUACUAACGUGUCACUCCUUUUGUAACUCCUAGUUUAAUAUAUUAGAAAAGAGAACACAAAAAUGCUCUAAAAGCAUAAUCAAAGGAGACCAAUUUUCCAUUUCCUUGUAGUUUGAUCCUGAUUUCUCUCCGAGUCUUUUUUUUUUUUUAACACUUUCAUCAAGAUGGUUUCUAAGAAAACUGUGGUGUCAGUGGAACUGCUCUGCUCCAAGUGCAGGCAGAAGGUGAUGAACUUAAUUGCAAAGAUUGAAGGAAUAACUUCUAUAGUCCUAGACCCCUCAAAAAAUACAGUGACAGUGAUUGGUGAAGCUGAUCCAGUGUGUAUCAUUAGGAAGGUAAGGAAGUUCAGGAAAACUGCUACAAUUGUGAGUAUUGGUCCUCCAAAGGAAGAGAAAAAAGAUGAAAAGAAGGACAUGAUCAUUUCUUACCCUUCAAGCACUUGUAAGAAAUGCGAUGUUUGGUAUGUCGUGGCCGAAGAUGCUUACACCCAUUACUGCUCCAUUAUGUAAGUAAAUAUUUUCUUUAUAUCAUAAUAUUGCCAUAUGUAUUGAUUAUGGACUUCUGGUUCAUGUUAUGUUAAUUAAACAGUCAAAUUAGCUUUUAUUUGUUUGAUGAAAUAAGUAAGUAAUUCAGAUCAAUUUCGGCUCUUUGGUUGAACAUAUAUAUAUGCUCUCUAAUUUUUAGUAGUGUUACUUAGUUCCAGAACCAGAAUAAUUGAAUCGGCUGUAUUCUUUGAGCAACUAUUCCCCGAUUAACUAGCCCGUGUUCAUGGUUAAUACAGAUUAUUUUUUGGUGGCC